UGGCAGGAGGGUGUGGGUGAAUCAUGCAGUGAGUGCCCUUUGCCUGGGGAGCAACUUCUUUCCCUUUUAUCAGAAAGUCCGACCUCGUCCCAAGCUGAGCUGGUGGUCCAUCCGUACAAACCUUGCACAGUCUUUCCACUGUAGGUCUUCAUCUUUAAAAAGAUGGAAUGGAAGGCGAACAACAUGAAAAAGAGGCGCUGCCAAGAGAAGACAUAGCCCCGCCCACAAGCCAGACAGCCCCGCCCACAAGCCACACAGCCCCGCCCACAAGUCAAGCAGCCCAACAUACAAACCAAGCAACUCAGUCCACAAGCCGAACAACCCUGUCCCAAAGCCAGACAGCCCUGUCUACCUGUCAACAAACACCUUUGUCCACCUGUCAACAAACACCCGUCUCCACAAGCCAAACAGUUCAUGUUACCUCUCAACGAGAUGGGAGCUUCCGAACAGUUCCUGUUUCACGUGUUCCUCCGUUCCCACUGAGGUCAGGUGAGGGCUGUACUAUUUACCGGGGCGGUGCCUUACACUCACGACAUCUACCACCACCACCACCGGUUGUUGGCGGGCUGCUGUACUCGUCUUACCCAGGCUCCGUCCUGCAGCCUGCUCCAUCGUCCCUAAGUCUGCCUCAAGCAAGCGCCCCACAAGCUCUCAUGUCUCCGCCGGCGAUGACAAUGUAUUCUUCGCAGCUGCAACACACGGACAUCAGUUAUCAACUGCAGAGCUAUUCUCCUCCCUUUCUGUAUCAGCAACAGUUUCACCCGACAGCUUCCCCAUCUCGGUCCCCUCGGCUACUGAACAUCCAGUGGACGGCGUCCGUUGCUCCGUUCCCUGAAGACAUGGAGUCCGCGCAGCUUCCUCCUGCAGCUGUAGAGCAGGUACAGAUGGUGCUUGUCCAGCCUCAGAAUGUUUUCCCUUCGUCAGCAGCUGUCAGCCCCAUGGCAGUGUUUGAGGCGGACCUGAUGUCCGUGCAGGACACCCAGUAUGUCAUGUCCGAGCCAGGUCUUCCCACCCAGCCAUUCGUGUGUCCGGCAGAUGUCAGCCAGGAACCUGACACGAGACAAGACUACGACACGUCGAUUACAAAUAUUACAGAAGGCACCCCGUCCUUCUCAAGCCCUGAGGGGUGGCCCAUCUCAAGCAGCAGGCUGAGGGCAGAGUCCAAGGAGUUUAUACCGAAAACUCAUCAACAACAAAUACAGUUUCACCUGGCAACAGUGCCACCUUUCAAAAUGUCUGUGUCACCGACACGACUGACACCAGAACACCAAGCUGACAUGUACACUCAAGCAUUCAGACUCAUGGAAUCGUACGCCCAGAAGAUUCUACGGCCCGAUUUCGAGCAAAGGGUCCUCAGGGUUCCUGCCACCAACUUUAAUGAACAGAAGCUGGAGCCGGUCCAUACUGGAGGCUACCUGUUGCUAGGUAUGCCCCAGACACCAGCCCUCCGAGGUCAAGAAGCCCUGUCAAGGGUUUGCUGUGCUCUUGAGAACAUUCUGCGCCUCCGAGCACGAUUGGCUGUCAUCAUCAGCAACUACAAAUACAAAGAGUGCUACCUUCGCAGAGCUCCCUUUGAUGUCUUUCCACGUCCUUCUUCAGAAGGUAGUCACGAUAUCCUGAUGUUUGGAGUGGACAUCGGCGUCGUCUGCAUCCAGCACGAGUUUGUGCUCAGAUCCCUGACUGUGCAGGUCACGUGUGUGGAGAGGGGCACGAGCAAGGGAACGGUGAAGAAACAAAUCCGGGACACGCUGAAGCAGCUGAGGAAGGAUGAGGAGGCCGUGCGCAGUCUCCUGCAGGACCUGCCCCUGCCACACCUCUCUGUCGUCAGGGUGCUCGCCCUUCCCAACCUCUCCCAGCAAGAGCUGCGCCAGAAACUGGAGACGAGGAUGCUAAAGAAGCUCGCCUCAAUGUUUGGGUCUGGAGACAACUUGGAGGGAGUCAUCACAUCCGACCACCUGCCGUUACAGGGCCACCGCCAUUUUCCUGACAAAGCCUCCCACGAUCUCCUGCAGCAGUGGUUGAACCAAGCAGCUGGACGCGGGUCGCCCCUGCCCAUCAAUGUCUGCAUGCAGAUGUUCGCAAGAUACACCAGUGAGUGGUCUGUACCAGAGGUGUGGACUCUAGAGAAACCCCGGGUAGAAGUACGAACUCUGUCGGACGCUGCCAUUGAAACCUCUCACCGGUAUGGGCUGCAAGUUCUGACACCGGAACAGGAAGCGUUGCUGAACACGCCGAAAAGUCACGUGAUGAUAAUCGGAGUGCCCGGGUCUGGGGCCACUCUCGUGCUGCAGCUGAAAGUGAGGCAGUGGCUGCAGCACGGCGCAUGCGUGGCUGUCUUCAUCCCUCAGCGACUGACAGGCUUGUGGCAGGCGUACCAAGCAGCAGACCUGUUCCAGACCUUCAGGAGCAAGGUCUUGCUGUGGACCGGCAGGAAGCUCGAUGGAGAGGGCGUCUGGUGCACGUCGCUGGAAGGUGAGGAGGUGGACGUGUCGCAGCAGCAAGGGGGAGCAAUGCUGGCCGUGUUUGAUGGCGCUGACUACGAUAUUCCUCUCGUCUCCUUCGCUGUGGAGAGAGCGACAACAAUGUUUGCCUCGGUGUGGAUCGCUGCUUUCAAGUCCUUGCCCGUGGACACACGUAUCCAUGGUUACAAUGAAGUGAGACUCACCAAAGUCACCCGCAUCCCCACUAGUAUCCAGGCCCUUCUUAGGCACGGACUUCAGGCAAUCUUGGACGAGCAACCAGCUUCAACUUUUCUUUCAGCCUGCAACGCAAACAAUUUCUCAGCUUCAGAGUCGGAUUCCAUUUUAUCUCCAGCAGACGAACCAGUCCCUCCCUCGAUACUGUCGCCCAGAGUUACGCUGGAUGAAGUCAGCUGCUAUGUUGAGGCGAGUUCAGAUAACGGCUUUGCGUGCGACGGACCCACCCCGGUGAUAAUCUUUCAUCCGCCGCACUGUUCUCCCCACAGUCGGGUCUGUGACUGCCGCAUCUGCUGCAGGGAGCUGGCGCGUGUGCUGCAAGAGCUAGGUCAGCUCGAUCCGCCUUCCGAUGAACAGGAAAGGACAUGUGAUGGCGACGAUAAAGACGAGGCUGACAACGAAGACGAUGACAAACAUCGGAAGCAUGGACGGCGGUGUCACGUGCCGCACAACGUUGUCGUCUUCACGGACACCGCGGACGACGCAGCCCGACUGGUGCGCUCGCUGCAGACACACGGGGUAGUCAAGGAGCAGCUGCUGGGUAGCAUGCAUCAGCUGCACGACAUCCCGCGCAUGGUGGGCAGGGAGGUGGCGCUGGUCGUGUACGCCGGGGAGGUGAAGGUCAGCAAGGGCAGAGUACUGCUCGGACUGGUAGCCCACCUGCGUGAGGUCAUGAGCCUGUGUCAAGGACACCUUGUUCUAGUGCUAGAGGUCAGGUGGCUGCCACGGAGUGGAGGUUCUCCAGAGGACGAGGAGGGUCAAGGGUUGCAGAUGAAACCUUUUGAGCUUGAGCUGCAGCUGUUGAUGGAAGAAUCCGAAAGACAGCAUUUGGUAGAGGUUGCAGCAGUCAACACUGCAUCAGAGGGUGGAGCAGUCAACACUGCAUCAGAGGGUGGAGCAGUCAACACUGCAUCAGAAGGUGGAGCAGUCAACACUGCAUCAGAGGGUGGAGCAGUCAACAUUGUAUCAGAGGGUGGAGCAGUCAACACUGCAUCAGAGGUUGCAGCAGUCAACACUGCAUCAGAGGGUGGAGCAGUCAACACUGUAUCAGAGGAUUAUCCAGAUUAGCAACAUGCUCACAACUGACAAAACUUAACAAAUGUUGAUCAGCUUUAUUCCAUAAUGCCCUGGAUUAAGGAAACAGCAGAACACAUUUGAAGUUUUUAAGAUUAAGCUUAUCUUCUUUCUACAAAUAAUAAACGACUUUAAAUUAUAAAGAAAUCUUUCAAGUUGGCAAAAAUAAGUUAAAUUAUAUUCUUUACUUUGAAGCCCUGAGAGCAAAUACAGUGACAACCCGUUGUCUCGCCAACCCCUCCUCUCGUCGCACUCUGGGGUAGGACGGAGUUCUCCCAUAGUCCUCCUUAGUUCCAGCAACUGACAGAUGACCAGCUUUAUUAAUGACGGUUGGCGAUUAUGAAUUCUAUACCUUCUUUAUAUUUCCACCCUCGCCUCUCGCCUAACAGUGCUGCUUCUCGUGAAAGUUUGGUGGCUACAGACGGACUGAGCUUAUACAAAAAUAAUAAUUCUGAUAGUCUGUUCAACGGUGACUUUACUGCUACAAUGAUGUGAAAAACUACAACAUCCACCUAACUAAUGCUGCAUACCUUUGCUUAGGUAGGUAAUCAUGAUAGACAGCACUUCAGUAACAACUUUAUGUGGUGAUUAUUUAUGAUAUAUAAUAAUUACUUGUAUGUAGUGGGCUUGUAGCCAACAGCAACUAUUUAUAAACACUGUAACAGGAAUUGUAUACGGCUGUAUCUAUUAUAAGUAACAGUGCACAGUAUUACUAGCACAUGUAACAGUGGACAUUAUAUGUAACAGUGGACAUUAUAUAUGUAACAGUGAACACUAUUAUAUGUAACAGUGAACACUAUUAUAUGUAACAAUGAACAUUAUCAUGUGCAACAGUGAACACUAUUAUAUGUAACAGUGAACAUUAUCAUAUGUAACAGUGAACACUAUUAUAUGUAACAGUGGACAUUAACAGUGGACAUUAUUGUUUGUAACAGUGAACAUUAUCAUAUGUAACAGUGGACAUUAUAUAUGUACCAGUGCACACUAUUAUAUGUAACAGUGAACAUUAUCAUAUGUAACAGUGAACACUAUUAUAUGUAACAGUGCACACUAUUGUAUCUAACAAUACACAUGAUUACACUCAUCAUCCCGUCACGUGGGUGCUCCAUGUAUACACACGGAUGAUGAUGGCAAUGGUCUCUAACCAAGCUGAAUGUCAAUUAACUUAGAAAGCUAGUCAUCUGCUCCUAGCAUGAAGAGUGUCAUGGAGAACACUGAACAUAGAUUCCUGUGAUUCAAGUCUUUUGUUCACAUGUCAUGUCUAGUCUUUACUCUGCUAGUAUUUAAUUAUCCUGGCAUGUUUACACCUUUUGUUGACACACACACACACAAAACCUACAAGGCAUGCAUGCAUAAGUCAUGUGACAGAAGGUAUUUCAUUGUAUUUGUUGCUGGGGCUUCAUGGUGCUGAACUGUGUGACUUCACUUAUCAACUUGAAAAAAAAAAAACAAAGCACAGAGAUUUUGUUGUUUGUUAGUGAACUGCUCUCCAAUUUUACUGUCCAAAAAAAUUGUGCUUCUACUGAUCUUUAUAACAGAGAUAGAUACAAAGCCAAGCUCAAAGCAGAAAGCUCGGCGUCCAAUGGGUAGAGAGACAGGUAACAGAGGACGAGGUGAGUGCAAGUAUUAACAACACACAACAGAAGAUAAGAAGUCCCGCUCUAACAAGAGAGCAGUGGACACUGACAUUGUACAUUGUGUACUCGUAUUACUCAGUUAAUCGGGACAUGAUAAAGUGUAUACAUUACAAGCUUUCCUACUCUCUCUCUUUCUCUCUACUUGCCUCUCUCGUUCCCCCCCCCCCCUCUCUCUGUCGCUCAUACUCUCUUGUCUUUUUAUGCCUAUACUCUAUAUUUUCAUCUUUUAUAUAAAAGCAAAACAAAAGUCAUCAACAAGAAAGACAUGAUAUCAAGAGAAAAUAUUAAAUACAAAAACUAAAUUAGGUUUAGGCAUCUUAAAAUAAGACUUGUCAUAAAGCUUUUUUUGCAAGUUGAGGUGAACACAGAAGAAAUGUUUACUAAAACAUGAGAGGUAUGCACUAAAGUAAUUUACAACUAGAUAAACAUGAUGAUAAACUUUGCCUAAGCUUCAUAAGUGGAAAUAUGUACAUGCCGAAAUCUUCUGCUAGAUGUUGUGACCCUUUUACUGUUUAAUAAAGAAUGUCUAAAA
Pomacea canaliculata is the source of this 5939-nucleotide messenger RNA. RefSeq lists its product as uncharacterized. NCBI's taxonomy places the organism in Eukaryota, Metazoa, Mollusca, Gastropoda, Architaenioglossa, Ampullariidae. Bases 168 to 3764 code for a protein of 1198 amino acids. The transcript is spliced from 6 exons. The record is from RefSeq and is a predicted model, not a curated record.